Chionomys nivalis (European snow vole) is the source of this 2149-nucleotide messenger RNA. Its product is annotated as aquaporin-5. The record is from RefSeq and is a predicted model, not a curated record. Gene Ontology annotation, cellular component: apical plasma membrane; plasma membrane. Gene Ontology annotation, biological process: transmembrane transport. Bases 475 to 1650 code for a protein of 391 amino acids. The transcript has 4 exons. NCBI's taxonomy places the organism in Eukaryota, Metazoa, Chordata, Mammalia, Rodentia, Cricetidae. Gene Ontology annotation, molecular function: water channel activity.
CCACCCCAGGGCUCCCAAGGGCUGCCAUGGAGAAUGUCUCCUAGAGCCUGCUGCCUAGGAGCCGACACUGCCACACGUGGCGUCGAGGAUUGCCAAGCGCAGGGCAGGCUGGCACUGUGUUCCCUACCCAACGCCCCCGCUCCCGCCGGGCUGGACCGGGGAGAGGCCCACGAUCGCCGGACCGCCCCCGCCACGGGCGGAUAGGGAGCUAAGAGGCGCUGUCCUCAGAGAGUCGCAUCACUCUGGCCUGGCCGUGGGUGAAGCCGGGUCAGGAUGCCCUGGUCGCGCGAGGAAAAGGAGGAGCUGGACCAAAAGUCCGAGGAGCAGAAAAAGGAAAGACUGUCAGCCAUCCCGGUCCGCAGGUGAAGGCCGACGAGAGGGACUUCCAGAGCUCGGUGCGACGGAAGGCAGCAGCCCAGGGAGCCCGGGCACGUACGUCGGUCCGGAGGGCGCGGGAGCAGCGCGGAGCGCACGAUGCGCGCGACCCAGGCCGCCGGGCCGGUCUACACCGCCGCGUGGGUCACGUGGCCCGGGCGGGUCCGCCGCUGUGCGGGCGGGGGGUCGGGGGCGCGCGGGGCGGGGGGCGGCGAGCGCGCGCCCGCCAGGCUCGCUCCCUGCGCGCUGCGCUGGCCCCUGGGCACGGGAGCCGCCCCCGGCCCCCCCGCGCUCUGCCCGCCGCGGGGCGCGCGCCCUCUAUAUAGCGCACCCCUGCCCGGCCCGCGCCAGGCCGCCUGCCACGGAGUGGGCGCCGCACCGCCAGCAGAGCCCCGAAGCCAGAGGCCCGCCGCUGCCAGCGCCGCCCCGACGGCCUCCCUGCGACGCUGCCGCUGCCACCGGACACCCAAGGCCACCAUGAAGAAGGAGGUGUGCUCAGUGGCCUUCUUCAAGGCCGUGUUUGCGGAGUUCCUGGCCACCCUCAUCUUCGUCUUCUUUGGCCUGGGCUCGGCACUCAAGUGGCCCUCGGCGCUGCCCUCUAUUCUGCAGAUCUCCAUCGCUUUUGGCCUGGCCAUAGGUACCCUGGCUCAAGCUCUGGGGCCUGUGAGCGGUGGCCACAUCAAUCCGGCCAUUACUCUGGCCCUCUUAGUAGGCAACCAAAUCUCGCUGCUUCGUGCUAUCUUCUACGUGGCAGCCCAGCUGGUGGGCGCCAUUGCUGGGGCAGGCAUCCUCUACUGGUUGGCGCCAAUCAAUGCCCGGGGCAACCUGGCCGUCAAUGCGCUCAGCAACAGCACAACGCCUGGCAAGGCCACAGUGGUGGAGCUGAUCUUGACCUUCCAGCUGGCUCUCUGCAUCUUCUCCUCCACUGAUUCCCGCCGUACCAGCCCAGUGGGCUCCCCAGCUUUGUCCAUCGGCCUGUCUGUCACACUGGGCCACCUUGUGGGGAUCUACUUCACCGGCUGUUCCAUGAACCCAGCCCGCUCCUUCGGUCCAGCGGUGGUCAUGGAUCGGUUCAGCCCCUCCCACUGGGUCUUCUGGGUGGGGCCGAUUGUGGGGGCCGUUCUGGCUGCUGUCCUCUACUUCUACCUGCUCUUCCCCUCCUCCCUGAGCCUCAGUGACCGUGUGGCCGUCGUCAAAGGCACAUACGAGCCGGACGAGGACUGGGAAGACCAUCGGGAGGAGCGGAAAAAGACCAUAGAGCUGACAGCACACUGACCAGCACAGGCAGAGGCCAGUCCCACAUCCCUGAACUGCUGGCAAAGAAGAAGAAAACUAGACCUCCGAGCAUCCUUCCCAACCGCCCUCUUGGUGGGGAAGAGGCACUGGACCCAUGCUGGAGAUAGAGAUGGAAGCAGAAGCCCACAGUGGGACACUCGGCUGGGGCCAGGGGCUGGAGUCUAACGGGGACAGGGUCUCUUCAGGAUUAGGCAGAAUGAAUGCCAUGGGGGCAGACCUCAGAGACUGUGACUGCAGUACCGAGCUCACAGACUGCCCAGGACCACACCAGAAAGGGGUGAUAUCAGCCUGCUAUGUCGCUCAGCCCAACCUCUCAAGUGCCAAAGCCAGCCUCCAUGUGGGCAGAGGGGACAUCGCCCAGAACCCCUCAGCAGAGGGACAGAUGGUUCAUUGAAUGCCAUCCUAUUUAUUUUUGGUCAAGGAUGGGAGAGGUGCUGGUUUUGGGUUGGGCACUUCCCAGUAAAACCAUCAAUCUUCA